AUGUCAUAAAGUGAUGAGAAUGAUUAAUUCCAACAAAUAUUAAAUUCAUUGGAGAUAAACAAACGAAAAAUGAGCAUUUCUGUGCAUCAGUCCAAACUUUUGGAGGAAUCAAAAAAAUAAUAGAGCAGAAGAUUUACUAUGGAGCUACCUAAAAAUAUAGAGGCAUCCCAAUCUCAAAAAGAAAGAAUCAUCACCAAUCAUCUUUUGAAAGAUUUGGCCCCCUUAGAUAAAUAAAAUGAUGAAAAUCUGAAAACUCCUAAAGUCCCAUCAUCAAGCAAAUUAAAACUCAAUAAAAAAGGAAUUUUAUUAUUAGGAUAAAAGCAUAAUAAGGACUUGAGUUUCUAUUUAAAAACUAUGGAAGCUUUGGAUUUUUAAGAAUUGUAGUAAUCUAAUGAAUUGCUAAUAUAAAAUGCUCUUUGUGCUGGUAAGUAUGUAAAUGAUUAUGGACUAUUUUGUGUCUUAAAAGAAGCCUUAAAUAAAAAGAAUAUCAAGACAAUUAUUCAAUUAGAUUGUAUACUUGAUGAAGAUGGAAAUUUCGCUGACAUUCCAAAAAAUACCAAAAACUUAAGAAAAACUUUGGGGCUAUAGGAUUUGCAUUAUUGCAGUGGGAAGAUCUCCUUGUUAAAAUUUCACAUCAAUACUAGAUUUAAUUUGACUAAUUAUUUAUUUUGGUCAAAUGAGCUAGAGAGAAUGGAGGGGAUUAUAAAGGAAAAUCUAAUUAAUUAGGAUUAACAAAUAUUAAUGAUGAGAAUAGAAGAAACAUAUCUAGAAUUCACUAUUCCUGAAUUCGAUGAUAAUCAAUCGCCAUAAUUCUUAUCGAAAUUGAAGUAAUAAAAUUUAGAUGUUUAAGUCUUACCAUUAAUUACUCAUUUCACAUUUAGAUUGUCAGACUUAAAUCCAUGGAUGAAUAAGGAAAUAAAUAAAGAAUGGAAAUUGUUUUCCCUUUAAAAUGAUCAGUAAUAAUGUAUCGGUUAUAUCGAUAUGAAUUAGCCUACCAUCUUUAAUGAAAUUCCGAGUCCAAAAACUCUAUCAAUCAAACUUUAUGGCGAAAUUCAUUACUAUUAACUAGUCUUGUAAAUGAGUGAAAAACAAGUAAUGGGAAUCCUACUCAGAGACAAAGCCUGA
Paramecium tetraurelia is the source of this 1125-nucleotide messenger RNA. RefSeq lists its product as uncharacterized. NCBI's taxonomy places the organism in Eukaryota, Ciliophora, Oligohymenophorea, Peniculida, Parameciidae. The record is from RefSeq and is a predicted model, not a curated record. The transcript is spliced from 2 exons.